AUGAUGUUCGCCGUUCAACAUUCCAAAUUCAACAUUUCAAUAUUUUAUGCUUCUAGCUUCAACAUUUUAUCUCCCCCUCUCUGUCGACGACGGUGGCGGCGGCUGUGCAGCGGCGGCGAGGCGGCGUUUCUGGCGGCGCCGGCCACAAAAGGCUCAUCCACCGAGGGUAUGAUGGCUUCCGAAUCGGACGAGGUGGCGCAGUCGGUGUUCGGUGCCGGCGGAGCAACGGAAUCGCAAGCGAAGGGGAACCACCAGCCGGCGCCGGCAGAGGCGCUGCAAAACGUCGAGGACGGCGAUGCCGGCGAGACGUUGGAAGGCGUCGCCUCCAUCGCCUUGCUGCCGUCCGGCGCUAUCUCCGGCCAUUUCAUCCGCCUCCCUGACUCCAUCUGCUAUGGCCUCCAAGGCACCCCAAUAUCUUACGAGAGGGAGUGCAGCCGAGGAGAGGAUUACCGCCUUUUAAAACUCACCAUCAUUGAUUUUAAGUGCAAGAGAGAGAAGGUGCUCGUGGUGGAAUGCAGGGGCCAUGAUGCUGCUCGAUUACAAAACAUUGACCAUCUGCAUGGGUGGGAAGAUGACAUUGUUGGUUUGGUUGAAAAGGAACAUGGAAAUCAGAAAGUCUUGCUUUCUUUUGAAUGUGAGACGCUGAAGGCUGAUAAAGACGCCGAAGAUCAUAUUAUCAAAUAUAUGCCAAACCUACGUGGACUGGAUGCAGUUGUAAAUAUAGGGAAAAUGUGCAUCAGCGGCAUCAAUCUCAAAGAGGACGACGAACCAAAAGGAGAAAACUGAUAGCCGAGAGCCAUUGUGUGCGAACGGUGUUCGGUGUUCUCCCUUCUAGUGUUGCUUUCCAGAGUCACGGAUGAACUACUAGGCACCAGUUAACCCAUCAAACGUUUCACACCGCACUGACGCUGGUAAUCUGCCAAGUUCAUGUCUGAAUAGUGAAUACCAAUGCUCGUAAUUUGAAUGAUGUGGCCGCGGGUCGGAUUCAGAAUCUUGUCACGCGACGUUGUCUGCUGCUGCCUCGUGUGCAAAUCCCGAGGGACUGACUGUACCCUUUGGUUUGGCUGCUUGUGCUGCUGCUGCUGGGCGCAUCUCUUGUCCCUGGCGCUACUAUUUGUCACGCAUUGUACGCAUGCAUAGCAUUUCUUCA
Panicum virgatum (switchgrass) is the source of this 1150-nucleotide messenger RNA. RefSeq lists its product as uncharacterized. The coding region runs from base 1 to 786 and encodes 261 amino acids. The transcript has 7 exons. NCBI's taxonomy places the organism in Eukaryota, Viridiplantae, Streptophyta, Magnoliopsida, Poales, Poaceae. The record is from RefSeq and is a predicted model, not a curated record.